Molecule: messenger RNA, 1055 nt
Organism: Podarcis muralis (Common wall lizard)
Lineage: Eukaryota; Metazoa; Chordata; Lepidosauria; Squamata; Lacertidae
Product: protein eyes shut homolog
Molecular function (GO): calcium ion binding
Source: RefSeq, a predicted model, not a curated record
UCUCCUAAUGAACAAUGAAACUAAAGUCAAUCAUUGUUGUGAUGGUUCAUGUCUUUCAAGGUUGCAUUGUUGAUGGGCAGACUGCCUGCAAAAGGUCUUCAACUUCGGAAUGGAAACUGCAGCCGACAGUACAUAUUGUGAAGUGGUCCCUGACCCAAAACAUCUGUUCCAACUUCUACGCAGAUUGCUGGAAUACCGAUGUGAAUGCUGUAGAACAUUCAGCUUUGAGUCAUCCCCAGCUUUGUCCUCUACAGCUUCAGUUGGGAGAUGCACUAUUUGUUUCCUCUGAGCCGUCUUUUCAGUCACAUGGCAUGAACUUGGCAAAUGUUUCCUUGGAGGAAUUCAUCAGGUGUCCUCAACAAACUGAUAUCCCUCAGCUGCAGAUGAUUUUUGGUUGCAGGUUAAGUGGGAUGCAUCAGAUCGACCCGCAAUGGCUUGGAGUUGGAACGCAUUAUUUCACUGAAGUCCCAAGCCGAGGACCACCGUUAUGUAAUUUAGGGCUGAGGCUGAAUGUGACAGUGAAACCACAUCUUUGCCAGCAGUCUCGAAGUGCACCCUUUUGCUCUGGACGGGGCAUAUGUUUAAGUCACAUCUGGGAGGAAGCCUACAAUUGCCACUGUAACCAGCUGUAUUCGGGACAAUUCUGCCAAGAAUUUGAUGUGUGCUCCAGUAAGCCCUGCUACAACAACGCCUCCUGCAUUAGAAAGGGAGUGAAAGGAGAACUUGAUGCAGAGUCCUAUGAAUGUAUAUGCCCCCCAAUGUUUGCAGGAAAGAACUGUUCGGAAAUCAUUGGUGAGUGCCAGCCACAUAGUUGCUACAGUGGCAGUUGCCACAGGGUUUCUUCAAAUACUUACAGAUGCCAGUGCAAUAAAUAUGCUGCAGGUAAGGAACAGAUUUACAGGUUUACACAAAAAGUUACAUGUUUAGCCAUUAGCCAUUACAGGUUAGCCAUUCAAAGUCAAGCGGGGCAAAGUAAAGUGGAUUUCUACAUUUUGUUACUCUUCAUGUUUCCUGACUUGGAUCAUGACUUGGGUCAGAUCAUGUGUCUGUUUUAG